AUGGCCCGGGACAUGAAAAGUAGCUUUCCAUGUAUUCAGUUUGUGCUUACGGUGGGCCUGGGUGGAGGUGCCCCUUCCCACGAUAUUGAUAUCCGACUCGGUGAUGUGGUUGUCGGAACUGCAGUCGUUCCCUACGGCUUCGGCAAGAUGACUGACACUGGGUUCAAAAUCACUGGUAAUAGUAAGGGGACAUCCCGGGCCCUUUGCUCCAAGCUCAGUCCGCUUGAUGAGCUACUUCAGCGAGGGCCGCGUCUUCAGCGAUCCAUUGACCACGCCUUCGGAAGUUCCCGGGUUACAGGCAAUGUAUUUCGGCGACCAUCCCAGUCCAAAGAUCGCCUGUGUAAAUCUAACUAUGGACAUGGGCAUCGCUGCGAGUGUUUACGACCCCAUGGCAAGGGACUGACGCAUAUCGUAAAACGAAAGCGUCGGCAAGAAGGGAAUCUGGUUAGAGUUCAUUACGGAAAUGUUGCUUCUGCCGAUCAAGUUAUGAAGAAUGUUAGAAGGCGAAACGAGCUAAGCUGGAACAACCGUAUCAUAUGCUUCGAGAUGGAAUCAAUUAGUAUUAUGAACAAUUUUGAUUGUCUUCCGAUCCGCGGUGUAUGCGAUUAUUCCGAUUCUCACGAAAACGACUCAUGGCAUGGAUAUGCCGCACUUGCCGCCGCGGUGUACGCUAAGUUACUUUUGUCUACAAUACGUCCUGACGAACAAUAUCAUGGAAAUCUCCAGGUUGCCCAAGAAGAAAUGGAGCGCUUUGUAUCGGAUGGAUUCCGAGGAAUCAAAGAGAGUGUCGGCCAGUUCACUACCAGGGUGGAUCAACUUUCCGAUCAAAUGGAUCUAAUAGCUGCUAUAUUAAGGGGUAUAGAUGCUAGGCUUCUACUCAUAGAGCAAUAUUUUCAAAGUUCGUUCACGACGCUACGGUCUUCUGAAGCAUUUCAGGAGGCGGAAAGUCAGCUACAGGGGGCAGAGAUUGAUGGAAGGCAAAACAUGAAAAAAUAA
This is a messenger RNA of Aspergillus alliaceus, 996 nucleotides long. Its product is annotated as nucleoside phosphorylase domain-containing protein. Gene Ontology annotation, molecular function: catalytic activity. The record is from RefSeq and is a predicted model, not a curated record. The transcript has a single exon. Lineage: Eukaryota; Fungi; Ascomycota; Eurotiomycetes; Eurotiales; Aspergillaceae. Gene Ontology annotation, biological process: nucleoside metabolic process. Bases 1 to 996 code for a protein of 331 amino acids.